UGACGCUAAGUCUCAUGGUUAAUGUUUUGGUGCUUUUCAAAACCAGAAACUAACUGUAUAACACGGUGUCUUAAUACAAAGCUCGAAACAUUUGUAACCCAUAGUCACUAUAAUAGCCGAAUUGAUUUUUUAAUGUUGAAAAUAUUCAAUAUGUACGUUGCAAAGCAAUAUACAUAUAGCAAAUAUACACUAUGAUUCAGUAUCGCGAAUAGUCGACUAUUGAGAAUAAUUUCCGGAGCCACUUGUAGGAUCCCCUUAUGACCAUUUCCUGACAAACCGAAAGAAAACGGGAUAGCCGGUCAAAGCAUCGGAGUUGUGGCUGGCCACGGAAAUAUUUUGUUAAAAAGUAUUCUUUUAUUAGAAAAGUGUAUGAAUUGAUUUUAGUUGGCUUCAAGUUGAUAUUCUGUGAACUAGGCUCCAGACUACGUGGUUGUAAAAUCUAAGUGACAACAACUGAAUGGUUCAUGCGGUCAGGUCAGGGGUUCUAGUGUGUUUGUGAUGGACCUGCAGCUACUGUCCCGCGUGGAUGACGAGCUGGAUUCGUCUGAGGUGGCUGCCCUGUGCUUCCUGUCCAGAGAUGUACUCAACAGAAAAAGCCUGGAGAAGGUGAAGGAUGGGCGUGACCUUUUCCUAAGGCUGAAGGAGAAAAGCCUGUUGGAGGAUCACCAGUUCCUUUCUCAACUCCUCAAAGUCAUUGGUCGAGUAGACUUACUCCUCCUCCUCGAGACUGAUAGUAGACAGCCAGAGCAACCGGCAAACACACAAACUGACGCAAGUCCCAUCCUCUCACAGUACAGGGUGAUGUUGUACGAGGUGUCAGAAGAUGUAACUAUGGAGUGUCUCACUAAGAUGAAGUUUCUGCUGACUGGGAAACUGCCCAGAGGACGACUAGAUCCCUGCAAUACUGCUCUGGAGGUGCUAUGUGAGAUGGAGAGGCAGGGACUGCUGACAGAGGACAGACUGGAUGAGCUACAGAGCAUAUUGGAGCAGUGUGACACACAGCUGGCCUUCAAAGUAUGGAAGCACAUUGAAGCACGCCUGUCAAUGCAAGGGUCCUCUGUCCAGCAGUUCAGCUCUUACCAGACACAUGAUCCCCCACUGUCACUUCAGACCCUGUCUAUAUCGGAAACAAGUCCCAUCCGUGAGCCGGGGCCAAUCAUGAGUUUGUCCUCCGAUGCACUGGCAGAGCCUCAGACUAGGCCAGAUCAGAUGGACAGCUAUCUGAUGACCAGUAAUCCCAGAGGAACAUGCUUCAUCAUCAAUAACAACCAUUUUAAAAGCACCUCCAAACUGUAUGACAGACCAGGAACUGAGAAGGACGAGAGUGCUCUGAAAAAUGUGUUCACCAGCUUGGGUUUUCUAGUGAAGGUGAGACAUGACUUGACAAAGGCCAUCAUGUUGAGGGAAGUAGAGGAACUGGGAAGGCAGACUCACGUAAAUGCAGAUGCUUUGGUGGUGUGUGUCCUGUCUCAUGGGGAGAAGGGGUGUGUCUUUGGGACAGAUGGCGAGGAGGUGCCCAUCCGCUCACUCACAUUCCCCUUCACCAGUGCACGUUGCCACUCUUUGGCAGGCAAACCCAAACUGUUCUUCAUCCAGGCCUGCCAGGGAAAGUGGUACCAGCAAGGGGCAUUACUGCCCCCUAUACCGCAGGAAGAGAAGGGUUGUUAUGAAGCGGAUGCCGGUACCAUCGAGUCAGUCCCUUCAGAUGCAGACUUCCUGAUCGGUAUGGCAACAGUGGAGGAACAUAAGUCAUUCCGGAACACUAUGCAGGGUUCUAUCUAUAUCCAGGAACUCUGCAAACAGCUGCGGUGGGGAGCGGACAGUGGGGAGGACAUCCUGUCUGUGCUGACGCGGGUCAAUCGUGAGGUCAGCAGGGGAGUUUAUGGAAUUUGGAAACAGAUGCCUGAGCCCAAGUACACUCUCACCAAGAAACUUUUCCUUUCCUACCUCUGAAACAUCCACUUGGAAUGGACUGUCGUGAUCAUUCCAGGCUGCAGCAUGUCUCCGUCAGUGUGGUGACCAUUGCAGGUCCACAUUUACAAUAGCUCGCAUUUCUGUUUUAUGUGUAAUUCAUUUAGAAGAAUCUGUAGAUUUUUUUUUCUCCAAUUUUGUGUGCAAAAACACUCUACUGUUUCGAUCUGAUGUAACAAUAAAAUGUGGGUAAGUCAAAGGAGGGUGAAUACUUUUGAGAUUUCAUUUAGUAGAUGCUAUUAUCCCCCCAAAAAAAGAUUAAGUUCAUGAGAUCCAUACAUUUCUAUAUGACAUUAUGGCGGUUAAGGUAUGUUUAAUUGUCGGUUGGACAGAACUGUGUAUAAUAACCUUAUAUGGUUCUACCCAUGCUGGUAAUGGAGAAAUUGGGCCUCUUUUUUAUCAACAGUAUGUUACUUUAAAUUCAAAGACCAUGACAGAAACACUUCUGGAGUCCAACUCUUGAUAAAAUAUAUAUUUUAAGGUGAUAGAAAAGACAGUUAAGAAAAUAUAAUUGUAUAAACAUUCCCAAACAAAGUGAACUUUGAUGUGAACUCAUGGUUCUUGCAAUUCUGAGAUCAAUCUUCACAUAUCAUAUUUUGGUUAAAUUAAAACCAAGUGGUUUUGUUUAAAAAGUUAAAAAAAAUGUAAUAAAAAGUGAAUCAUC
Esox lucius (northern pike) is the source of this 2635-nucleotide messenger RNA. RefSeq names its product caspase 8, apoptosis-related cysteine peptidase (gene casp8). The record is from RefSeq and is a predicted model, not a curated record. The transcript has 11 exons. Gene Ontology annotation, molecular function: protein binding; cysteine-type endopeptidase activity. Bases 499 to 1953 code for a protein of 484 amino acids. Lineage: Eukaryota; Metazoa; Chordata; Actinopteri; Esociformes; Esocidae. Gene Ontology annotation, biological process: negative regulation of extrinsic apoptotic signaling pathway via death domain receptors; proteolysis.